Molecule: messenger RNA, 1856 nt
Organism: Suillus paluster
Lineage: Eukaryota; Fungi; Basidiomycota; Agaricomycetes; Boletales; Suillaceae
Exons: 2
Coding region: 20-1753 (577 amino acids)
Biological process (GO): lipoprotein biosynthetic process
Cellular component (GO): membrane
Source: RefSeq, a predicted model, not a curated record
CACUCAAACUACUAUCAUCAUGGGGGAUACCUUGCGAUCUCUCAUUCUGGCGGAAUAUCCUACGCCGAUCUUUGCGGCUACUGAGGGCGUCCUUGCAUUUUUAUCACUGGGCCCAGCGCCCACAUUUGUACCAUUGGUACUACUCCUCACAAUUUUGCGUAUCCACGGGCUGCGCGUCGCAUGUCGUAGCACUCGAGUAUUAGAGUUGAUAUGCUCCUGGUUCGUGGUUACAGUUGGCGCAUCCUUGGCACAUUACUCCUCCGCAACGAAUGCACUGUCAAGCUCAUCACAGUCAUUUGCUGCGGUUGCAGUCAUGUCGGCCAUCACAUACGUGGGUGCUAUCGUACCAUUCUACCUGGAUAUCCGCUUUAAUCGCGGGUUCCAAACGAUCUGGGCUCAGACUACAUUUUUCCCAGUUGUAUGGGCGACGACGUGGUGUCUUGCAUCCCACAUCUCUCCUGUGGGUAGACUUCUGCACUGGAGUCCAGUCUCCACGUCCCAUCCGUACAACUGGCUCCUACCGUAUACAGGACCGGUGGGCAUAGAUUGGGCCGUCGCUGCCUGUGCCGGUCUGUGUUCAGAAGUUGCGGCCACCUGGCUAAUGGGCUCCGACAAAGAGGAGCAACCUGUUCACGUCUCUACUUCAGCUAGUGAAGCGCAAUCCAAGAGGGGCUCGCGAAGUCUUCUCGCGCUAGGAACGCUACUCGUCGCAUUCACCCUUCCCUCUCUAUAUCCCAGUCUCCCCGCGCAUGCUGAUACAUCCGUUGAUAUUUCGCCAUUGGGUGUCGCCUGUGCCCUACCCCCUGUUCGCAAGGGCAGACACCCAACUCUUAGCGACUUCAUUGCUGAGACCAGGACAUUAACUCCACGAGCCAAGGUAGUAUUAUGGCCCGAAAGUGCUGUGGUAUUCAAUAACGAGGAUGAGAGGGAAGCUGCGUUCCAAACGCUGCGUAAGGAUAUCGGGCAAUCUCUCAUCGGGGUUGCAUUUGAGGAGUUCUUGCCUGAAGAUCCGUCCAACCCCGGCGGAUCUCGCAUGAAGCGCAACGGGCUUGCGCUUGUUCAUCACGGACAGGAGAAAGGCCAGGAGGUUAUACAAUAUUACAAGCGCAACCUAGUGCCAUUCACGGAAUCAUUUUCAGCGGUGCCUUCAACUGCGCCCCCCUCUAUAUAUACCUUUGAGCUAACCCAUCCAACCUGGACUACAAAACCUGAAUGGUCUUCUACGCCAAAUCAUACUCGGCCGAUUCCCGUCACAUCUUCUAUCUGCCUCGAUUUCGCAUUCUCAUCCGCGUUCAGUUCGCUUGAGUCUCGACCCGCGUUGAUUCUCGCACCUGCUCGCACGUGGGACCCUACCGUCGGUCUUGCGAUGUGGGAGCAGGCCAAGUCGCGCGCCAACGAAAUUGGCAGCGCGGUCCUAUGGUGUGAUGGAGGAGCAACCGGAGUGAGCGGUAUUGGGGGUGGGGGAAUAUCCGAGAUCAUGCAGGUUGGGGCUGGUUCUUGGUCUCGCACCAUUGGCCUGCAGUUCCCCUUCGACCAAACGAGGACUGUCUAUGCCGUGAUCGGAGAAUUUGGCGUCCUUGUUUUCUUAGUCGCGAUCAUGGGUGGAAGCUCAGCAGCCAAAUAUCUCCCGACCUCCGGACGCCGUUUCAUGGAAGCAGUGCCGCUCUUGCAACGUCUGAUUCGUGGGAGGAGCGACCAAGAGGAUUUGAUUGAUGUUGCAGUGCCGGGAGAGAGGCAGAGCCUGCUGCACUGAUCGGAAGUCUUCUGUAAUACUGUGAAGAAUCGUAUGUUUGCUCGUUUUUUGUUGUUUCGAUUGAAGGUGGCAACGCAUUAUUGAGCGUCUUAUGGAUCACACG